Molecule: messenger RNA, 1924 nt
Organism: Ictidomys tridecemlineatus (thirteen-lined ground squirrel)
Lineage: Eukaryota; Metazoa; Chordata; Mammalia; Rodentia; Sciuridae
Gene: Casp3
Product: caspase 3
Biological process (GO): erythrocyte differentiation; neuron differentiation; proteolysis
Cellular component (GO): death-inducing signaling complex; cytoplasm
Molecular function (GO): cysteine-type endopeptidase activity
Source: RefSeq, a predicted model, not a curated record
GGGGCCUCCGGCGGCGCGGGCCUAGCUCUCACCUCUCCUGGCGGCGGGUGGCGGAAGCCUUGCAGUCGCGGAGGGGAGCGGUGUGUGCCGAGUGGCGCUCGCUAGAGCUACGCGUUAAGAAAAGUAACCAUGGAGAACAAUGAAAACUCAGUGGAUUCAAAAUCCAUUAAAAAUUUUGAACAAAAGACCAUACAUGGAAGCAAAUCAAUGGACUCUGGAAUAUCCUUGGACAAUCGUUACAAAAUGGAUUAUCCUGAAAUGGGUUUAUGUUUAAUCAUUAAUAAUAAGAACUUUCAUAAAAGCACUGGAAUGGCCUAUCGGUCUGGUACAGAUGUAGAUGCAGCAAACCUCAGAGAAAUAUUCAUGAACUUGAAAUAUGAAGUCAGGAAUAAAAAUGACCUUACACGUGAAGAAAUUGUGGAGUUAUUGCACAAUGUUUCUAAAGAAGAUCAUAGCAAAAGGAGCAGCUUUGUUUGUAUAAUUCUAAGCCAUGGUGAUGAAGGAAUAAUAUUUGGAACAAAUGGACCUGUUGACCUGAAAAAAUUAACAAGUUUCUUCAGAGGAGAUUAUUGUAGAAGUCUAACUGGAAAACCCAAACUUUUCAUUAUUCAGGCCUGCCGGGGUACAGAACUAGACUGUGGCAUUGAGACAGACAGUGGCAUUGAUGAUGACAUGGCAUGCCACAAAAUACCAGUAGAGGCCGACUUCUUAUAUGCAUAUUCUACAGCACCAGGUUACUAUUCCUGGCGAAAUUCCAAGGAUGGAUCCUGGUUCAUCCAGUCACUGUGUGCUCUGCUGAAACAAUACGCUCAUAAGCUUGAGUUUAUGCAUAUUCUCACUCGGGUAAACCGGAAGGUAGCAACAGAAUUUGAGUCCUUUUCUCUUGACUCCACUUUUCAUGCAAAGAAACAGAUUCCAUGUAUUGUGUCCAUGCUCACAAAAGAACUAUAUUUUUAUCCCUAAAGAAAUAGUUGAUUUUGUUAGUUUGUAUGCCAAGUGAGACAACAAUAUAAAUAAUACUUUGUUUCCUCUCCCACUUAAAUUUUAUCUAAAGAUGGUACUUUGAAACAUACCACUUCUGCAGUAGAACCACAAUGAAGCUACCUCAAAAUUAGGUAGUUGGACUUGAACUUAAUUAGGAAAUAAAUAUGAAUAAAUAUGAAUAAUGGUGCAAUUAUUAUGAGAGGAAAUUAUUGUAAAUUUACAUUUUUCAUAAUUCACAAGAUUUAGUGAUGCCAUGCUAUGAAUUUUCAAUAAUUUAUGAAGAUUAAAUGUUUCAGUAAUGAUGAAUUUUAAUAUUUUCCUCCACAUACUUAAGACUGUGCAUUCUAGUUUUUGUCAAACUAUAUAAAUGAUGAUGUGGAAUUAUGGACCUUAGAACUUGGGGGAUAUUGGCAUGUUCAAAGGCUUACACCUUUAUUUUAGAAUUGAUAAAUGGAAGUCAGCCAACUGCAUUUUUACAUCAGUUGUCAUAGCUUAUGGUUUUGUGCUAUUUGUUCUGAGCAUGUCUAUUAUAAAAAAAUUAUGUUUACUUGAAGAGAACUAAAUAUUUUAGAGAAAGUAUGAGCAAGCUGAGUUGAUUCUUUUAAGGCUAACUUGCAAUAUUAAUGGACAGACAGAAUCAUAACUCUAAGGUGCUAAGAUCUACCAGCAUAUGUUUCUUCUCAUUUGUUUUUAUGCAAAUCAACUUUACAGACCAACAAAAUGUGUAAAGAACUAAUAUAAAAAAAUUCAAUUGUUGAUUGUUGGGCUAAACAAAGAACUGCUACAGGAACAUAGGAAAUAUGAUGUGUACAAUAAAUAGUGAAAAUAUAAGGAAAGAACAAUAAAUGAUCAGCUGGGCACUCUGUAAUUUGAGAGAAAAUAGUUUGAGCCUAAGAUGUGGGACAGCCUAUUCAAUGUAGGCAGAGCCAUAGACUGGGCU